UGUUUUGUUUAAUCAAGCGAAAUUGUUUAAUUUCUUUAAAUUAUCCAAACAAGACCCGGCAAAGACAGUCAUCAGAGCCCAGAUCCUUAGGUCCCGCCACCAGCCAACUACAGCAAUGGGUGAUAACAAAAUAUGCGACAUCAGCAACGAAGUGCUGGAGGAAUUGAAGAAGUUUCGCUUCAGCAAAAGCAAAAACAAUGCGGCUCUGAUAUUGAAAGUCGAUAGAGAGAAGCAAUCUGUGGUUUUGGAUGAAUUUAUUGAUGAUAUCUCCGUGGAUGAGCUGCAGGACACACUGCCAGGCCACCAGCCGCGCUACAUAAUUUAUACAUACAAAAUGGUGCACGACGAUCAGCGUGUCUCAUAUCCGAUGUGUUUUAUUUUCUACACACCAAGGGAUAGUCAGAUUGAACUGCAGAUGAUGUAUGCCUGCACGAAGAGCGCCCUGCAGCGCGAGGUUGAUCUCACGCGUGUCUACGAAAUACGCGAACUGGACGAACUGACCGAAGAAUGGCUCAGGGAGAAGCUAAAGUAGAGACACAAACCAUUCCAGGCCGUUGUUCAAAGCAAUAUUUUAUGAUGACUCUUAUUUUGGAGGCAAUUCUUUUACUACGACUACAUUUAUACACUUUAGAAACUGGAUAUCAGGAGCCAAUACCAACGAUGCAAUAUGCAUAACAAUACCAAACAAAUAUGACAAUUUUUUACGACACAAAUCAAUAUAUAAGCUACAGUAAUGACAAUUUUAUGUACACAUCGUCGUCGGAUUGUGUAUUAAGAAAGUUUGUUUAGUUUUCGCAUUUAAGUAUAAUACGAUAGAGUUUACAAUCUUUCCAUUGACAUUAGCAUUCGUAAUGAUCUUAUAGAAGCUGUGCUUGCCAAAUUCUACAUUGUAUUUAUUGUAAAGAGAGACAAGAGCAGACCAUGCAAAAAUAUUCCAUUUUAUAUAAACUAAA
Molecule: messenger RNA, 953 nt
Organism: Drosophila guanche
Lineage: Eukaryota; Metazoa; Arthropoda; Insecta; Diptera; Drosophilidae
Gene: GMF
Product: glia maturation factor beta
Exons: 4
Coding region: 116-532 (138 amino acids)
Biological process (GO): negative regulation of Arp2/3 complex-mediated actin nucleation; actin filament debranching
Cellular component (GO): actin cortical patch
Molecular function (GO): actin binding; Arp2/3 complex binding
Source: RefSeq, a predicted model, not a curated record